AUGGUCACGGUUGUUUUGGACGACACAUGUGAUGCAUAUGCCACUUUCCCUGAAGCUAAAAGUCUCAUCGAGUCUGUGCAAAGGUGGGAUCUUGGUGCAAUUGAUGAACUGCCAAGCUAUUUGAAAGUUGUCAUCAGAGCUUUAGUGGAAACUGUGGACGACAUUGAAAAAGAAAUGAAGCCACGAGGAAGAUCCGCUAGCGUGCAGCAAGCGAUAGAUGAGAUUAAGAGUUUGGGGAGAGCGUACCUAGCGAUAUCAAAAUGGGCACGCAAAGGUCAUGUGCCAACUUUUGAUGAGUACAUGGAAGUUGGGCUGGUCAGUGGAGGUAUGAAUGACUAUGCAGCAGACGGUUUUAUCGGUAUGGAAGACUGUGAUGAGAAGCAAACGAACGAAUGGUUCAAUUCUGAACCAAAGAUCUUCGACGCUUUGAGUACUAUCUACCGUCUAGGAAACGACAUAGCCAGCUUCGAGGGAGAGCUGAGCAGAGGAGAGGUAGCAAAUGGUGUAAACUGUUACAUGAAACAGUAUGGGGUUACGAAAGAUGAAGCGUUUAGGGCACUGGAGAAGAUGUGCAGAGAUAAUUAUAAGAUAGUGAUCGAGGAGUUCUUGAACACAACUUGUGUACCACGGCAGAUUUUGCUGCGAUGUCUCAACAUUCCACGAGUGAUCGAUGUGUAUUACAAGGAGGGUACUGAUGAUUUCACCAAUCCUCAUGGAACUCUCAGAGAACACAUAACUUCUUUCCUACUCCAACCCAUUCCGCUUUAA
Microthlaspi erraticum is the source of this 768-nucleotide messenger RNA. The record is from the annotation of a GenBank genome assembly. NCBI's taxonomy places the organism in Eukaryota, Viridiplantae, Streptophyta, Magnoliopsida, Brassicales, Brassicaceae.